AAGGACCUCCUGGGAAUGAUAUAUCUUAAAGAAAAAGGUGGCAACCGAUUAGGGAACAUCGCUGGCAGACAGCAGCUGGUUUAAACUCCCGAGCAGAGAGCCAGCAGACUGACAGUUCUGUCACGCAGAUGUUCUACAUGGAGUUGUUAGCGCGAGUGCUCUAUAGCUCAUCUGGAUAAUUGACUUAGAUUAAUUAAGCUUUUAAUUUCCGGAGUGCAAAUCCCGCAUUUGUUAUUGUCCGUUUUGUGCUGUUUCUUGUACAACUGGGUGUUUGUUUUUGAGGAAAAACAUUUUCUUUUCUGGCCCAUUGCUGGAGAAAACCUCUGACCUGCUGCUGGUGUACCGCUGUCACUGGGGUUGGCAUGACUGCUCAGGACCUUCCAUCGUUCCUGCUCCUUGGCCUGAUGCUAGGCGGCCUCUCAUUGGCCCAGACUGACAAACUGCCAGAUGCGGAAUCCCUGGCAGCCAAUCAGACGGCAGAGCCCUCAAUGGCCCUGGACAUCACCCCUUCGACACCUGGAGCGGAGCCGGAGGAGGACACGGUUCCGCCCUCUGGAAUGAGAUGCCGGGGCUAUUAUGAUGUCAUGGGUCAGUGGGACCCGCCCUUCAACUGCAGUGCCGGCAUCUACAUAUACUGCUGCGGCACCUGCUUCUACCGCUUCUGCUGCCAGUUCAAGCCGCACCGGUUGGACCAGAAGUCCUGCUCCAAUUAUGACACGCCCAUCUGGGCCAAUACCGGCAGGCCGGCGGCGACCAUACCCAUAUCGCAGGAUGGGCACGACCGUGACAAGACCCACAUGAUCGUCUACAUCAUCUGCGGUGUGGUGGCGGUGAUGGUGCUGGUGGGCAUUUUCACCAGGCUGGGUCUGGAGAAGAGGAACAACCGGCAGAAUGACAUCACCAGCUCCAGCAGGACGCUGACUGAGCUGCUGAAGCAGCCCAGCGGGGAGGUGAGCAUCAUGGAUGGGAUGCCACACCUGGGCGCCAACGGCAUGCCCGGCCGCAUGCGGCGCAGCAGGAGCGAACAGUACCACCUGAACGAGAUCCCCUGCUCCCCGUACGGCCCGGCAACGCCCCUCUCCCACCCCCAUGCCAGCCUCCACGCACCAGCUGUUAAUCUCGCCAGGUACACGUCGCUCAAGACCAUCGCAGAUACCUCCAGCAGAGGAUAUUAUAAAAGUUACCCCUUGAUGGACUUCUCCCAGUACCGGGCUCCACCCUCCCCAUUCCAACCACUCCCACUCCAACCCAAGGACAAGUCCUACCUGUGUGUGACGGACUUCAAUUCCCCGAUGAGCUUCUCCAUGCCCCGGGGCGUGUCCACGCGGACCAAACUGACCAAGACCACCACGCACCCUCUGCUCUCCAACUUGGACCUGGCUGCCUGGGAUCAUGGCAAGGUGCACAUUCAUCGGCAGUAUUCCCACCCCCCGCAGGCUGUUGGUCGACGCCUGGCCCACUCCGGGGGCCGUGAGCUCAGCGUGGAGACUCUGCCGGAGAUGUUCUCCCGCUCAACGGUCUACAGACACGUGCCCCUGUCACCUCAGCCCAUGCAUCACCACGGACAAAGGGCGUUCCUCAGCAACAGCAGGACAGAGGUCACCGUCUGAGCCAAGCUGGGUACGCGCUCGAUUUGUGGCAAAGUCUACGUGUUUGCAUACACGUCUUCUCCAUGAUGCGGAGGAGGAACCCAGUAACAUAAUAUUCUUUGCCAUUAAUAAUCUCCAACGAACAUGACCAGUCUUCCUUCCCUUUCGCCAUCGGCACCCGCCGCCACGUCUCGGACCUGGCCGACGGUCCUCUGUCCUCCUCUCCGGCAGCAUGCCCCAGGCACCAGUCACUUCACAGCUGACCCAUGGUGCUUGUGUGGGAGCAGGACCUCGUACUGCGUCACAGCCCAGGGUCAGUGGACGAGCUGCAUAAUGAGAUGAGAACAAAGACAUUCACGGAAGAAGAGGGGAAAAGACCAGGAGAGGCAUCUGUGCUAAACCACCCGGACACCUGAUGGGGAGGGGGGGUGGUGGGCACUGCCACAGAGGUUAAAAAAGGGAAGACAUUCGUGUGUGUCCCUUACAGCAGCAGCAUGAGACCCAGGUGAUUCCAGUGCCUAAACUGUUUCUCAUUGCAGGAAGGACUGGACCGGCUAGGGAUUUUUAUGGUAUAAAAUAAACUCUAGAUGUUAUCUAAGCACGCGAUUAUGCACCAACUGUGAAAGUUGGGCCUCCCCUUUUUCUUUUAAAGACACUUGUGUUGAGACUAGAAACGUAUUACCUUGUUAUGUUUCAGAGAUAUAGGACAAUGUCACAGUAUGAUGUUUGAACAAUUAAGCAUCAUAUCUUGUAAAACCGACAUCCGUUAACACAUUUGUUAUUAAUAAAGAUGAACACAUAACUUUGAAAUGGAUAGAUAAACAGAAUUACUAAAGUACAAGCAGCCUUGGAGUUCAGCAGACGCCGUUGCCCCUUCAGCCAAAUCAUUCUGUUCGUUGGCGCCCUCUGUCUGCCUAAUAUCAUAAUUAACUAAAGAGGCAUGCUUAAAUUUGAAAACCUUUGAUUCAAAACACAGUAUUUAUUUGAUUGAUUCAUUUCAAUACAUGGAUACGAAGUAAACGGCAUUGUUUAUCUGUCUUUAACUUUAUUUUGAAAAGGGGAUUUAUACAAUUAUAUAUACUGCUGUUUUAAUGAAUUGGUUAAAUUAAUGAACUGGACGAAUGAGGAAAUACAGCUUGCAACAUAAUACGAAAAAACUCGGUUUACGUGCUGUUUAAAUGACAGUACCAGUACAAACCAUAUGCAUAUCGAAUGACUGAGCUGGGAGAGACUGGUACCGUGCGCAGAGUGGGAUGGAAGUUAGCGGGAAAACAAGAAAUAUCCCGUCAAAAGGCACCCAUCAGUAUCAGCUUAAAGUCUGAAAGAGAAUAGAAGGAGUGGAACAAAGACAGCGGAACUGGCAGAGCUGAUUAACAUGAAGCAAUACCUGCUUUUUGUGAUAAAAAUUUCAUUUUAAACGCCUUGUGUUGUGGACAGAUCCACGAAGUGCUUCCAGACUUUUCCAGUGUGAAAUGGUGCAUUUUCCUCCUAUUUAAAGAUACCUUAUAUAUAUAUAUAUAUAUAUUGUCAUAUGUUCCGAAUAUAUGUACAAAUACAUUGUAAGUAUCGGUGCGCGAGUAACACAGGAGUUGUAGAUGACGACCCGUGAUACUCUUUGUCGUGAAAAUUAACCUUAAGUUAAAUGCUUUUGGUAUUACUAUGUGAUUCAUAUAAUCGACACGUGUUUGACUUUGUCUGCUAAAAUGGUGUUUAAUAUUAG
Brienomyrus brachyistius is the source of this 3309-nucleotide messenger RNA. It is a transcript of the gene shisa8b, whose product is annotated as shisa family member 8b. The record is from RefSeq and is a predicted model, not a curated record. Gene Ontology annotation, biological process: regulation of short-term neuronal synaptic plasticity; regulation of AMPA receptor activity. Gene Ontology annotation, cellular component: postsynaptic density; AMPA glutamate receptor complex; dendritic spine membrane. Bases 363 to 1610 code for a protein of 415 amino acids. The transcript has 4 exons. NCBI's taxonomy places the organism in Eukaryota, Metazoa, Chordata, Actinopteri, Osteoglossiformes, Mormyridae.